Messenger RNA from Arctia plantaginis, 1203 nucleotides. The record is from the annotation of a GenBank genome assembly. NCBI's taxonomy places the organism in Eukaryota, Metazoa, Arthropoda, Insecta, Lepidoptera, Erebidae.
AUGUUCUUAGAGAAAUGUGCACUUUUAGUACUGUUAUUUCAUACGGCAUUUGGUCAAUCAAGGGUAGGCCCCUUAGUUAAAACCAGUGUAGGUGUGAUAAAGGGUUUAAAAGCUGAAGAUGGCGAUUAUUUGAUGUUUCUUGGAAUACCGUUUGCUCAAGUCGAUGCAGACAAUCCAUUUGGAGCGGCAAAACCAUACCCAGCAUUUGAGAAUACUUUCGAAGCGUACAAACCUAUAAGAAACGCUCCAAUAAUACUUGCAGAAUAUUUAGGUUAUUCAACCAAAGACAUGGAUAAAGCUCUAAAAUUUUUAGCAAAAGCGAAUAGUCAGUUAGUGAUGCAAAGUGUAAAGAAACUAGGAUUAGAUGAUAAUUUUAGACCAUGUAUUGAAAAAAAAUUUGAGGGCGUCGAAAGUUUCAUUACAGAGAACUGGAUUACAGCAAAUAUUCCUAAAAUUAAAAAUAUGCAAGUUCUUAUUGGCUUCAACAACGAUGAACUACAUUUUGCGCACACGUUCGAAGAGGAUGAAUUUUAUAAAAAACGUAACACGCUUAAAUAUUAUCUGCCUCGGGGUUUUGAUACCAGCGCCGAUGACUUUAAAGGUAUGGAAGAAAUAGUGCGUCAUUUUUACUUUGGUGAUGAACCAAUGAGCACAGCAGUCAAACGAGGUGUCAUAGAUUUUGAAUCCGACUUUCUAAUGGUUCAUCCCACUUAUAGGAGCAUUUCAAAGUACUUGGAUAAUGAGGCAGGAGAUAUAUUUUUUUACUUAUUCUCGUACGUUGGAGAAAGAAAUUAUUUAAAAUAUUUUCUCAAUUUAACUGAGGCCACAGGGGCGGCUCAUUGUGAUGAAACUGGGUAUAUAUUUGAUAUAUCAUAUAUGAAGAAUGAUUCGAUAAACUUGAACGAUCAAAUGAAAAUAGAUCAAACGACCACAAUGAUUGCCAACUUCGUUAAAUUUGGGAACCCAACGCCAGAAGUAACAGAGCUACUGCCCAUUACCUGGAUUCCUGUAACCAACAAAUUAGAGACACCUUGCCUUAACAUUGACACUGAAUUGAAACUUGAACGUCGACCAUUUACGCAACGCGUAACGUUCUGGGAUCUUUUUUACAAAGUGAAUGCACAUCUUCAAAUAGUUUACCCAAGUGCUAAAGUUGUAUUGUCUGACAAUGACCAACCAGUUAAUCCCAAAACAGAGCUUUGA